UGACGUUUUGAUGUUCAAUUUACACGUAAAAUAUCAUUAUAUGUUAUGUAAAUAUGCUACGGUUGUUAUAGUGUUCAAAGGUGUUACAACUCCGUGAUGCACAUGAAAGCUUCGCCUUUCUAAAAGCAAGAGUAUAUAGGAAAACUUUUUUCUCCCUUUUUUUUUCCUUUUUUUUUUUCCUGUUUUUUCGUAUUGUCCCCGCCAAGGGACCCAGUGUUAGGACGAUCGGGCUAGUGCACACAUCGAGGGUGGAGGCGUUUGAGGGGAAGUUUGUAAUUCGCGUUCGGAGGACACAAGGCCACGUAGGUGUACACCGACCACAUGCCAUUACCGAUUUCGAUGGAGUCCGGCUUACUGCUGCAAAACGUACAGCCGACGUCGCAAAAAGGGACACCAGUGCAGAGACCACUGUUCGACGACAUUUCGCCGCACAACGUAACUGCUGUUGUGGGUCAGACUGCCGUUCUCCAUUGCAGGGUCAAACAUGUGUCCGACAGAACGGUCUCUUGGAUGCGGAAACGAGACUUGCACAUAUUGACGUCUAGCAUUCAUACGUACACCGGUGACGGGCGUUUCAGCGUCGUGCAUCCGGAAAACAGCGAGCAGUGGGAUCUGAAGGUAACGUUCGUGCAGAAGAGGGACGCUGGCAUAUACGAGUGUCAGGUGAACACCGAGCCGAAGAUCAAUUUGGCCGUGCAACUGAACGUCGAAGGUACCGCUCAAGCCAACAUUCAAGGGCCCGCGGAGGUGUACGUGAAGAAGGGCAGCACCAUUAGCCUGACGUGUUCCGUAAACGUGCACUCGACGCCGCCCAGCUCGGUGGUGUGGCUCCAGGGCACCAAGGUGGUGGACUUCGAUUCGCCACGCGGUCGUGGCGGCAUCAGCCUUGAGACGGAAAAGACAGAGUCGGGCACCACCAGUAGGUUGCUGGUCACCAAGGCCGGGCUGUCCGACACCGGCAACUACACGUGCCAGCCGAGCAACGCGAAUACAGCCACCGUCUUCGUGCACGUGCUCAAUGGCGAACAUCCCGCCGCGAUGCAACACGGCGAACACGGUGCCGGCUCCAAACUGGCUGCUUGGUCUUGGACGCUGACCAUGGCCGCGUUCGCUUUGUCCUACAGAUGAUGUUAAACGCUCGCACAUAUGGUCGACGCUCAUGUAUUCUCACGGGAUAUGACGCACGUGUGGAGCAAACAACUUUCCAUGGAAAAUAUAUCUCAUAAUUAAAGAAAUACUAUCGUGUUUUAUAUUAAUUGUUCGUUACUACAUUAAUAUUAUAAUUAUUAUGAUUUAUUGAAAUUUAUGCCGUUUGGUUUCUGUUUUAAAUCUCAAUUUUAGCAUUUGUUUUGUAAUACAUAAAAACUUAUACAUAUAUAUAUAUAUAUUAUUCUGACAUACUGUUACAACGUUGAUGUUUCAUAAUAUUUGUAAUAUUUUAAUGAUGACCAGUCACUUAUGUCAGCAGUCACAGAUUGUAUGUAUAUAUAUAUAUAUAUAAGUAUUUAAUUUAAAGUAUAAUAUUUAUUAAUUAUAAUCGUUUUAAAUGUUAUUAUUAUUAUAGUUGCGAACAUACAUACAGACACACAUACAUUUAGAAAUGGUCAAACGUAUAUUUAUACUGUCUUACACUAUACUAAUUGAAUUAUUUCCUUGGUUUUAAAAG
This is a messenger RNA of Sipha flava (yellow sugarcane aphid), 1666 nucleotides long. RefSeq names its product zwei Ig domain protein zig-8-like. Gene Ontology annotation, cellular component: neuron projection membrane. The transcript has 5 exons. NCBI's taxonomy places the organism in Eukaryota, Metazoa, Arthropoda, Insecta, Hemiptera, Aphididae. The coding region runs from base 322 to 1128 and encodes 268 amino acids. The record is from RefSeq and is a predicted model, not a curated record. Gene Ontology annotation, biological process: synapse organization.